Molecule: messenger RNA, 2037 nt
Organism: Thalassophryne amazonica
Lineage: Eukaryota; Metazoa; Chordata; Actinopteri; Batrachoidiformes; Batrachoididae
Product: cytosolic 5'-nucleotidase 1A-like
Exons: 6
Coding region: 128-1213 (361 amino acids)
Biological process (GO): nucleotide metabolic process; adenosine metabolic process
Cellular component (GO): cytoplasm; cytosol
Molecular function (GO): nucleotide binding; 5'-nucleotidase activity; magnesium ion binding
Source: RefSeq, a predicted model, not a curated record
AGUGGCGCCAGGCUCCUCGUCUACGUCACUGCUGGUAGACACGCCCACCAACUCACUACAUUUCCGCAAAGUUUUCUUUUCGUCCUCUCUUUUCGUUUUCCGUUAAAGUUCGGGAUAAUUUGAAACAAUGAGCGACAUUCAGCCGGACAGUUCAGCUGCAGUAAAAUACGAAGGAGAGGAAAAUGACUGGGCUGCAGCCAAAGCUUUUUUCGACAACCUCAAAUCAAACAAACCGAGACCUCCUAAACCGAGGAACGCCGUCACCAUCGCCGUGUCGUCUCGGACCCUCUUCAACAUGGUGGCAGAGAGGAAGAUCUACGAGGAGGAAGGUGUUGAGAAGUACGUCACCUACCAGGUGGACAACGAGAACCAACCUCUGAAACCAGGACCGGCGUUCCCCUUCGUCAAGGCGCUGAUGACGGUAAACUCUCGACUGAGGAAGCUGUACCCAGACAGCGAGGAGCUGUUCGACAUCGUUUUGAUGACGAACAAUCACGCCCAAGUUGGAGUGCGCCUCAUAAACAGCAUUAAUCACUACGAUUUGACAAUUGAGAGAUUCUGUAUGACGGGAGGAAAAAGUCCUAUAGGCUACCUGAAGGCCUACUUGACCAAUCUUUACCUGUCCAAGGAUUCCGACAAAGUCACAGAAGCUAUUGAGGAAGGCAUUGCUGCAGCCACCAUGUUCACACUCGACAAGGAGACCGAGUUGUGUGAGAACCAGCUGAGAGUGGCGUUUGAUGGUGACGCCGUCCUCUUCUCAGACGAGUCGGAGGUUAUUGUGAAGAAACAUGGCCUGGACUCUUUUUUUGAGCAUGAAAAGAAGUUUGAAAACAGCCCUCUGGCUCAGGGGCCGUUAAAAUGUUUCCUGGAGGCCUUGGGAAAGCUCCAGAGAAAAUUUUAUGCCAAAGGCCAGCGUAUGGACUGUCCCAUUCGAACGUUCCUGGUGACGGCCCGCAGUGCUGCCAGCUCAGGGGCGCGCGUCCUAAAGACACUCCGGAGCUGGGGCCUGGAGAUCGAUGAAGCGAUCUUUCUCGCCGGGGCACCCAAGGGGCCCCUCCUUCAGAAGAUAAAACCACACAUCUUCUUUGAUGACCAAAUGUUUCACAUUGAGGGAGCCAAGGAACUGGGCACCAUUUCUGCACACGUCCCCUACGGUAUCGGACAGAAGUACAAAAAGGAGAAGCUGAUUGAGCAGCCAGCUAAGGAGGAAUGAACGUGCAGUGCAAAGAAGUCAUAGCCUGAAAAUGGUUAAAUUUAAUAUAUGCAGAAGUUGGCACUUGAAAAGCCAGAGUGUGUAGAAUUUACAGAUUUUUAUUUGCAGAAAUCAAACAUAACAUUCAUAAGUAUCAGUUAUCCACCUGUUUAAAUGGGAGCCAGCCCCUUCAUGGAGGCUGCCAUGUUGUAGCGCCGUGCUGAUACAGUAUCCCAAUAGGGACAUACUCACUCUGUCAUCGGCGUUUUGAAGUGUGAUUGCAAAAUGGCAGAAAAAAAGAAGAGGAAUACUGGUUGAUCUCCUGUACACUCUCUACUGGUUGCUCGUGCAGGCUGCCGUGUUUGCAAACCCUCACGUUUGUGAAAUGGAGCAAUGAUGGCAAAAAUGCAGUCUGCAACUUCACCACUAGAUGGUGCUAAAUCUUACACACUGUAGCUUAAAACGCUAAUGUUCUCUGGUUGUUGUGUGUUUGGGGCUCAGUAAAACGUUUCUACUUUGGUUCGGUGUAUCUUCCUUUACUCUCUAUGACUACUUGAUAGGGAACUGUUUUAAAAUUAAGAACCAUUCACUAUUUCGGUUAUUGAUAUGUUCUGUGUGUGUAUUACUGGGGUUGGUUUACCUUUCCAUUUGUUCCUAUUCUGAAUUUUCCCGUGUUUCGUGUUAUGUACUCAGCUGUUUUAUGCACCUGAGCUUUUGGGUAACUGUUACUGCCAUAUUUAUCACCACGAACACAGUUUGCUGUAAUGAGUGUAUUUUGUUUUUGUUUUUUUAUUGCAAGUGGAUUUUCAAAGUGUAAAAAAUAACCAACUCCAGACUGUAACUUC